AAGCACCCCCGAGGAUCUAAUUCACGCGCGCUAGGGAUCUGUUGGACAUACCGGAAUAGAGGCUUCUGGACAUCUUCGUCGGCCAAUGCAAAGUGGAUUGCUGGCCCGAAAGGCAAGCCUUUCAAGGGAAGCGUCGAAGAGCUUCAGACAAACGGCGCCGCUAGCUGCAAAGCCUGGUACUCUCUCUAUCAGCGAUAUGGACCUGCCUAUGAGAUGACCAUCCCUUUCUUCCGUAUGCAUAUUAUCAAUCACCCCACCUACCUUGAGCAUAUCCAAAAACACAAUAGUAAAAACUACAUCCGUGGGGCGUUUGCUCGCAAUGUCUUUCAAACUCUACACAGGUCUAGUAUCUUUAUUACGGAUGGCCCUGCUUGGCAGGUUCAGCGUAAAGCUGCUACUAGGGCUUUCAGCAAGCAAAACUUCGAACACCAUAUCACCCGAUCUUUGCAUUAUUGGCUGGAUGUUCUUACGCGCCUUCUGUCAAACCUAGCAAAAGAGCAGCGCGAGUUUGACUUUCAGGAAUUAAUGGGUCGUCUAAUGUUCUGCCUCUUUCUCCGGAUUGCCUUUCAUGAGGAUAAGAUGGCGUUGGAUAUCCUAUCUGAUGAUCCGGAAUGCCUCAAGUCAGUGCCACCUUAUGUGAAGGCAUUUGAUGAAGCACUGUACCUAUUCGACCGAAGGCGACGCGAUCCCCUCUGGAAGAUUAAUGAGAGGAUAUCUGGUGAGAGUCAGAUCGCCCAGAAUGCAGUAGACCUCUUUUAUGCACAAAUCGAUGGAUUGAUCCAGAGGCGUCUCGAUGCAGUGGAGAAUGGCUACCAGCCUGAUCCUGAUGCCGGAGUAGAUAUUCUGGACCUUUUCCUGCAGUCGACCCAGGACAAGUACACUCUCGGCGGCCAGGUUUUUGCGUUCCUUUCAGCUGGACGCGACACAACUGCAUAUAGCAUUUCGUGGCUCAUGAAAGAGAUCCACCAUCGCGAUAAUAGACACCUAAGCGCUGCGGACAGAAUCAGAGCCGAGCUUAAAGAACUUGGAUUCACCGAUGGCUUCCUGAACUACGGAGAUACUCCAAAACUACGAUUUGCCAAUGCAAUGUGGGACGAAACUGCGCGUUUGAACACUGUCUCUCCAGCUGGUCAAAUGGAGGCAGCAGACGAUGACGUUCUUCCCGCAGUGCCCGAGCUCAAUAUGCCUCCUCGACACAUUAAAAAGGGAGACAUCGUUAGCUACCAAAACUAUGUCCUUUCAAGAAUGCCAGAAGUUUGGGGAGACGACGCUGCCGUGUUCAACCCAUCGAGAUGGUUCAAGGACAAUGGAGAAAGUAUCUCAUAUAGUCCUUUUAAGUAUCACUCGUGGAACGCUGGACCUCGGAGUUGUCUUGGUCGCGCCCUGGCUACCUACGAAGGUAUUGCCAUAAGCGCUGCAAUCCUCCAUAGAUUUGACGUCCUAUUAUCCGAUACUGAGAGGGGAUACGAACCACUAGCAGCUCUGAACAUGGGAAUCAAGGGCGGCCUUAAGAUGAGAGUGAGAGCCAGGUCAUGA
Clonostachys byssicola is the source of this 1536-nucleotide messenger RNA. The record is from the annotation of a GenBank genome assembly. NCBI's taxonomy places the organism in Eukaryota, Fungi, Ascomycota, Sordariomycetes, Hypocreales, Bionectriaceae.